This is a messenger RNA of Gekko japonicus, 1039 nucleotides long. RefSeq names its product family with sequence similarity 213 member A (gene PRXL2A). The transcript is spliced from 6 exons. The record is from RefSeq and is a predicted model, not a curated record. NCBI's taxonomy places the organism in Eukaryota, Metazoa, Chordata, Lepidosauria, Squamata, Gekkonidae.
CGUGUCCUGAUGAAGUUUGCUAAUUAAAGCAGCUUUUAUCUAUGCGGCGGCCGAUAUGUCUUCACAGUUCGACCUGGGGUGCCUCACGGUGGCGAUGUGGUCCAUCGGCCUUGGGGCCAUCGGGGCCGCGGUGACGGGGGUCAUCCUGGCCAAUACGGAUUUGUUCCUGUCUAAAGCGGAGAAGGCAUCGCUGGAGUUUCUGGAGGAUAUAGAUCUGCAGACUCUGAUGGGAGAAGAGCAAAGAACGUUCAAAGCCGGGGAGCUGUGGAGGAAGAAUGGGGCCGUGAUCAUGGCGGUGCGGCGACCAGGAUGAUUUCUGUGCAGAGAGGAGGCUGCCGAGCUGUCCUCUCUGAAGCCCCAGCUCAGCCAGCUGGGGGUCCCGCUUUAUGCUGUCGUUAAAGAGAAGAUCGGCACGGAAGUGGAGGAUUUUCAACCCUAUUUCGAGGGAGAUGUCUUCCUGGAUGAAAAGAAACGAUUCUACGGGCCUCGGAAAAGGAAGAUGCUCUUCCUGGGCAUCGUUCGGUGGAGCGUCUGGAAGAAUUUCCUCCGCGCUUGGUGGAGCGGCUUCAGCGGUAACAUCGAAGGAGAAGGCGUCAUCCUGGGUGGCGUUUUCGUGAUCGGUCCUGGGAAGCAGGGCGUCCUCUUGGAGCAUCGUGAGAAGGAGUUUGGAGACAAAGUCAGCCUUGCCGCUGUCCUCGAUGCCGUUAAGAAGAUAAAAGUGCAACCUUCUGAUUAUUAAACACACACACACACACAAACUGCCCUCCUAACUGCAGAGUCUACCAUGUCUGUGCGGAACCACAGGCUGAAAUUCCUUCCCAAAUACCGGCAGCUGAAGUCCCACAAGAAUGGCGAUGUUCUGUACUGUUAGCUCUAGAUAUCCAGGGACCCUUUCUGUUAUUGUUUUUACUGGAUUAAUGAAAGGCUGGAUCCAAAAUCUUCAGAUCUGGUCUAGACAGUUUCCAGUUAGAGCAAAACUGUCUUGAUAUCUGUAAGAAGAAAGGCUGGUGGGGAACUAAUAAAAACUGAAAUGAUUACU